UCCAGUGUUUGCUGUGCAUCUGUCCCUCGGGGUUCCAGAGGACAGGUUUACAGGUUGGACAGUCAAGAUAAUAUGGAAAAAGGAAAUUAUUUGUGCGGGUACCAUUAUCAACAACAAGUUUUUCCUUACACUUAGAGACUGCAUUAACGAAAAGAAAAUAGAAGACUACACAGUAGUAGUGGGAGAAGAGGAAGUUCGCGAUAUUUCCUACAUUCUCGAGAGUCCUGAUGAUGGUGACGUCGUAACAGUAAGACUGUCUGAAAAAGUGAUGAUCGCUCAGCCUGAUAUUGCUAGUAUUCCUAAGGUUGCUAAUAAGGCACAGAUAGUAAAAGCAAGACAAAACAAGCGGGAGAAUUACAUCAGCGGAAUUGACAGCACAGGGGACGACCUCUUCCUCAAAAUAAACGUUCUGCCGGACAAUAAAUGUAAAGGUGGCUUUACACGUGGUGAACACCUCUGCUUUGCUGAAAUGUCCAAAGAUGAAGAGGAAAGUGCGUGCUCCUUGAUGCCCGGCUCACCAAUUGUCUCCUACAUAGGCCAGUCCUGGACAUUGUUAGGACUUGCAUCCUUUUCAAAAAGAUGCAAAGGUCAACAGAAGAAAGCCUUGAAUAUCGUGAGUUAUCGUCGGUGGAUCAACAAAAUUAUAAGUACUCUAGUUUAUGCCUCUGUUUUCAUUUUUCUCUUUAUCUUAGUUGAAAGUCAAGAUUAA
Messenger RNA from Mercenaria mercenaria, 709 nucleotides. RefSeq lists its product as uncharacterized. The record is from RefSeq and is a predicted model, not a curated record. Lineage: Eukaryota; Metazoa; Mollusca; Bivalvia; Venerida; Veneridae. The coding region runs from base 269 to 709 and encodes 146 amino acids. The transcript has 5 exons.